CUAACCUGGAGGUUAAUAUGUUUACACUGCAGUCUUAAAGCUUCACCUGGAAUUAUGUAUCCGACUGGACGUCGUACAGCAACCGCUGCGGUCUCCCACGAACAAUGAAACCCUUCUCUCCUCCCAUGUUCCUACAACGCCGUCAUCUACGCCGUCUUCUUAAGGUGGUGGGUUUCUCCAUUGCUACCUGGUUGAUAGCUGCAGCAUUAUAUCUGGUAAUUCCGUCUCCAAUCCCCGACGAUACCUCGAUUAUCGAGUCGCUUCAAAAUGGUCAAACAAUAACCAGAGUGUUCGACUUUGGGACGUUCUUCCCGGUCAACGAUCGCAUAUACUCUGACCAGAACAUGAAACGUAGAGACUCAUUCAUAAUGCAAUUCAAAAUUAAACGCAAUUCUACCCCCGGUUCACGAACACUAUUAUUUGGUGGAUAUGCUGACGGGAUUCUGGACAAAAUUUUUGCAACUCUUGAUAGCUCGUCAUCGACCAUUAAGACGCGAUACCACAAUAUAACGCUGGGCAAACUCGAUGGAACUAAAGAAAAAGUCUCUCCACCCAUCGCGUUGGACAUUGCAGUUGGAGGAAAGGUCGACUUGAUUCCUGCGCGUGUUGGUACUGCCGAUACAGCCUUGUUAGACUGGUGGCUCAGCCACGAAACAACUACUCUGAAAUUCCGCGUCCGCUCGGUUCCAGCGGAAAAAGUCAUUGAGAUAUGGCCCGACUCGAACUACAGACGGCAGGCAACGCUAGAUAGUUCUAAACCCCUCCUUUCUAUUUCAGUUCAUGAUAUCGACAGCCCUCAUUCAUUCAUUUUCCCUCGUUCACCUGAUUCCUCAUCCCCGUCAACAACGUACCCAAUUCGCUUGGUACUCCUCUCGUUCCUUGUUCCAAUUGGAGCAAUGGGAGCGCUUCUGGUCGGGUUAAUAGGCGCUAUCGUGUUUGGCAUCUAUCAUUUGCUCUUCUUAGUGCUCAACAUUGUUGCCCUUGGUGUCGUCUGCGUUGCCAUCUAUGGAAUAUAUUGGUGGAUAAAGCACGAGAGACCACGAAUGUCAGUCUCGCUGGCCGAUGUGCGGAAUGUACUGGACACGACUUUGGCCGAUGUGCGGAGGAGGAACGAGGCAGCAGCGAGAGACCAGUCAGAAAUCAAUUUGGAGGCUCAGGACCCUUCUUCACGUCAGGACAUGGACAACAAAACACAGGGGCCAUAAGUUGGAUAACGUUCGUUUGAACACACUUUCAUUGAGGUUUUUGUCUUGGGUCAUGGACACCUUCUAUGGGUAGACAUUGGAUUCAGAAUGUAGGAUUAGCCUGCCACGAGCUUGCAGUAUCAUUGCAGUACAUAACGGCGUCUAGUGACUGGAGGGUAGGUCAUCUUUUCGCCAACCGACUCCAUUUCCAUCUUGGAUAAUUAGCAGCCAGACAAGAUAUACUAGGGAUACACAAUAAUAAAAUUAGGAUGAGACCUUCCAUGUCUCUA
Messenger RNA from Marasmius oreades (fairy-ring Marasmius), 1474 nucleotides. RefSeq lists its product as uncharacterized. The record is from RefSeq and is a predicted model, not a curated record. NCBI's taxonomy places the organism in Eukaryota, Fungi, Basidiomycota, Agaricomycetes, Agaricales, Marasmiaceae. Bases 105 to 1205 code for a protein of 366 amino acids. The transcript is spliced from 2 exons.